Colletotrichum higginsianum IMI 349063 is the source of this 1071-nucleotide messenger RNA. RefSeq names its product Methyltransferase domain-containing protein. The transcript has 8 exons. The coding region runs from base 1 to 1071 and encodes 356 amino acids. Lineage: Eukaryota; Fungi; Ascomycota; Sordariomycetes; Glomerellales; Glomerellaceae. The record is from RefSeq and is a predicted model, not a curated record. Gene Ontology annotation, molecular function: methyltransferase activity.
AUGUCACAGGAUAAUCAACCUGUCGAAAUCGUCGUGGACGACGGGCUGGACGAUGAUCAGUCGGAGGUUGGAGAUAGUAUGGCUUCAUCUAGUGCCAGUCUUCGUGAAUCUCUUCUAGAGUACCGAAUAGAGAAUGGGAGAACUUAUCACACGUACAAAGACGGGAACUUGACACAUACGCUGUGGUUUCUCGUGAGCGAUGAUAAGCUCGGCCUUGCCCCACCGUGCCAGGAUGGUGCAAAGGUUGGCCGGGUGCUCGAUGUCGGCACGGGGACUGGCAUCUGGGCUCUCGAUUUCGGAGACGAGCAUCCCGAGGCCGAGGUCAUCGCUACUGAUCUCUCGCCAACGCUGCCUUCCUACGUACCGCCAAACGUCAAAUUUCAGGUUGAUGAUGCCGAGGAACCUUGGACGUUCUCGCAACCAUUCCAGUAUAUCCACAGCCGAGUCAUAACAUCUGGCAUCAGCGACUGGCACAGAUAUCUGCGUAGAUGUUACGACAACCUCGAGCCAGGCGGAUGGGUUGAAGUGCAAGAAAUCGACCUUUACACAGCCUCUGAUGACGAUACGCUCAAGCCCGAUUCUGCUCUAAUGAAGUGGUGCCAUCUCCUUCAGCAAGCCUCAGACAGGUUUGGAAGCCCCUUUGUGCGGAUUCCGACGCUGAAAGAAGUGAUGCUGGAUGUUGGGUUCGUCGAUGUGUCCCUGAGCGUGAGCAAAUGGCCAACCAACGCUUGGCCGAAGGAGCCCAAGUGGAAGGAAAUUGGCAUCUGGAACAACGAAAACGUCCUCAGCGGGAUUGAGGGAUUUUCCAUGGCAGCCUUGACGCGUGGUCACGAGUGGACCCGCGAGGAGGUAGACGUGUUCCUCAUAGAUGUGCGAAAGGAUCUGAAGGACAGGAACAUCCACGCAUAUUGGCCGGUCUAUUUCAUCACCGGACGCAGACCUGAGAAUGUUACUACUCCACAACCAGCUCCGGAGUCCUCCGUUGUAUCGUCACCCGAGUCUGCUGCUUCCCCUCCAGCCUCCCCUCCAGUUUCGGCCCCGGUUCAGACCCAAGCACAAGCUGCUUCAUAA